AUGUCCCGUUCAACCCCCCGCCGACGCGGCGGCCACGCCCGCCACUCCUCAACCCAAGGCAACGGCCCCCGGCCCGUCCAGUCAGACUACGAGUCCGACGCGGCGCACUACAUCGACUCCCACCCGGUCCCAGACCCGAACCCGGCCCUCUUCAACCGCACAAACACGGACCUCAACCUCUCCGUCCUACGCCGCUACCUCCCCUCCAUAAACUCCACCCUCUCCAUCGCCGCCAACGCCGUCGUCUACACAUUCAACCCAACCCUCCCCGGCUGGGACAAGACGGGCAUCGAGGGAACAUACUUCCUCUGUAUGCAGGACCCCGUCCCCGGCUCCGCCUCGAAUCCGCGCGCCUGCAUCUUCGUCCUCAACCGCCGCGGUCUAGAAAACGUCAUCCUUGACCUCAGUGAAGUAGACGACUUUGAGGUCAUGGAUGAGAUUUACAUCUUCCGCCUGCGGACCAGCACCGAAGAGGCGGAGGAGGGCACCAACAAAGUCAUGGGCAUCUGGAUCCACGCCGACAAGGAGGACACGCGCGUUAUGAACGCCGCCCUCAUCUCCGAGACCCUCAAGCACGUCCGCCUCGCCGAGAAGCAGAACGCCCUUGCCGGUGGCAGCGGCGGUCCCGGUGGCGCUGGUGGUUUGGGCGGCCCUGCGCAGGAAGAGGAGCUGGGGCCCGCGAUGCAGGCCAUUGGGCGGAAGCUGAGCUUGAGCGACCUGUUUGGCGCGCAGAAUGGCGUCCAGGGCUAG
Messenger RNA from Colletotrichum orchidophilum, 750 nucleotides. RefSeq names its product Dcp1-like decapping family protein. The record is from RefSeq and is a predicted model, not a curated record. Gene Ontology annotation, biological process: deadenylation-dependent decapping of nuclear-transcribed mRNA; positive regulation of catalytic activity; deadenylation-independent decapping of nuclear-transcribed mRNA. The coding region runs from base 1 to 750 and encodes 249 amino acids. Gene Ontology annotation, molecular function: enzyme activator activity; mRNA binding. Lineage: Eukaryota; Fungi; Ascomycota; Sordariomycetes; Glomerellales; Glomerellaceae. The transcript has a single exon. Gene Ontology annotation, cellular component: P-body.